Molecule: messenger RNA, 1767 nt
Organism: Nicrophorus vespilloides
Lineage: Eukaryota; Metazoa; Arthropoda; Insecta; Coleoptera; Silphidae
Gene: Ssadh
Product: glutarate-semialdehyde dehydrogenase DavD
Exons: 1
Coding region: 127-1641 (504 amino acids)
Molecular function (GO): succinate-semialdehyde dehydrogenase (NAD+) activity
Source: RefSeq, a predicted model, not a curated record
UGUCGAGAGGAAUGCGCCGACCACCGAUUAUCGAUUCGGACUAUUCCGCUGCUAACGUUCACAGGCAAGUGAGCGUAGUUGUAACCUUGCCAAGUUAUUUUGUAAAUUUGCCUGAUUAUCAGCACGAUGAGGGUUCUGACGAGUCGCCUCUCGUCGUUUGCUAACUCGCGAAAUCUAGUGCAACGCGCGAUGCAUCUGCUCCAGGACAAGGCGUACGUGAACGGAGAAUGGGUGACGGCCGCAAGCAAGAAAACGUUCGAAGUGAAGAAUCCUGCCACGGGGGAGGUGGUCGGUUGCGUUCCUGAUAUGGGUGUCGAGGAUGUGCAGAAGGCUCUGGAGGCGGCUAAGGUCGCAUACGAGAGUUGGCAUACGAAGACCGGUAAGGAGAGAAGCGAGCUGAUGAAGAGAUGGUAUUACUUGAUGGACCAGCACCACGAGGAACUGUCCAAGCUCGUAUGCGUGGAGUCUGGAAAACCUAUCUGCGAGUCCAGAGGAGAGGUCACCUAUGGCAACAAUUUUGUCGAGUGGUUCGCUGAAGAAGCAAGGAGGAUCCGCGGUGAGAUCAUCCCAUCUCCGAGCAACAAUAAAAAGAUGUUGGUGGAGAGGCAAGCCAUCGGAGUUGCGGCUCUUAUCACCCCCUGGAACUUCCCUCAUGCCAUGAUCACGCGAAAAGCGGCCGCGGCCAUGGCUUCCGGCUGCACCUGCGUCAUCAAACCCGCCGAAGAUUCUCCUUUGACAGCUUUAGCUUCGGCUAAAUUAGCUGAAGAAGCCGGAAUCCCCAAGGGCGUAUUCAACGUCAUCACAAGCGAUAAACCGAACGCUUCGGCCGUUGGAAAACUUCUCUGCACCAGCGAUUUGGUGGCGGGAAUUUCCUUCACCGGAUCCACGGAGGUUGGAAAACUGCUCUUCACUCAAUGCGCCGCUGGAAUCAAAAGGGUGGGCCUCGAACUUGGAGGAAACGCUCCGUUCAUGGUCUUCAGCUCGGCCGAUCUGGAUGCUGCCGCCUCCGGAGCUCUUGCCUGCAAGUUCCGCAACUGCGGACAAACGUGCGUUUCCGCAAAUCGAUUCCUGAUCCAGGAGGACAUCCACGACGAGUUCGUGGAGAAGUUCGCGCAGAAGAUCAAAUGUUUGAAUAUGGGAAACGGCAUUGACGAGAAGGUCAAUGUUGGACCGCUAGUUAACAAAGCGCAAUUCGAGAAGGUCUCUAAGAUGGUCGAAGAUGCUGUCGCGAAGGGUGCCAAAGUCAUCCUCGGAGGAAAACCUGCAACUGCUUACGGCGAACUCUACUACGAGCCUACCCUUUUGACGCACAUCUCCAGCGACAUGGAGCUGUACAAGGAGGAGGUGUUUGGACCGGUGGCCACCCUCAUCAAGUUCAAGACCGAGGAAGAAGGUCUGGCUAUCGCCAACGGAACGCAGCGAGGCUUAGCAGGAUACUUCUACUCCCAGGAUGUAUCGCAAAUCUUCCGCGUCUACAACAAGCUAGAAUGCGGAAUGGUCGGAGUGAACGAAGGUAUUAUCUCUGCAGCAGAGGCUCCUUUCGGUGGCAUCAAGGAAUCGGGUUUGGGUCGCGAAGGCUCUCAUCACGGCAUCGAAGAUUACACCUACUACAAGUACAUCUGCAUCGGUAGUCUCACAUAAAUUGCACUCCAAUUGAACUGAAUUAUUUAACUAACCAGAUCUUCCAAUUAAAGUCUUCCAAUUCUAAAUUUUAAGAGCAAAUUAUUAAGAAAAUAGAUACAAAUUCCCUAGGCUAUAAUAAUAUUU